AUGUUUGCUUGUAUUCUACUUGUGUUGAUAUUUUCAAGUUUCUCAAGAAAAGAGACAAUAUUUUUCACUAUUAUUUAUCGAACCAAUGUGAGUGAUGUCAACUUACCAGCGAUGAUUGAUCUGGAUUCGCUCGCUAACAUUGUCAAUAAUAACUUUGGGUUGGUCAAUGUCAAUAUUAAUAUGGCUCAAUUCGUACCGAUGUCUAUAAAUCAAAAUGUUAAGAAGCGUGAAAUAAUAAAAUAUGUGAAUCUAUGUAGAAAUGAAGAAACUAAUCCAAUGGGUGAUCUCUUUAUUGCCCAUGUUUCGGCUGUAUAUCCAUUAAAUUAUAAUAUAGGGACACAUCAAAAACAUUUGUUCAAAAAAAUAAAACUAUACAACACAGCUGCAUACAGGUCAUUCAAUAUCCCCAUAAAGUUCGUUGAUGGACAAACAAUUCCAGUAAAAAUGAACUUUUGUUCAUUUCAACAUAUUUCAUUAUCAAUAUCCUCAAGUGCCAGAAAUAUUCAAAAAAGACAUUCAAAAACCAUGACCUACAAUGAUACAAUCUAUUCAAUACCAAAAUUUAUUCUAAGUAAAAGUUGGAACGAGAACAUUACUUUGAAUACUAACAACAAAACCAGAUAUGGUUCCUGUCAAGGUGGUCUUUAUCCAAACGAUGAAAAAUGCGUUGCUUACACAUAUGGGCCGGAUCCUAUUCAAGUCAUUGAAUGUCAUUUACCCAAAGGUCCUUAUGCUCCUCUUGUUGUACUGCUGAUACACGGUGGCUUCUGGAGCGCUAAGUACAAUCGUUCACUGGAAGAUGCCGUUGGCAACGAUCUUCUCCGUUUUAAGACUGUUGUCUGUAAUUUGGAUUAUCGUUCUAUUGGCAACGAUGGUGGUUAUCCGAACACUUUCUAUGACGUGGCCAAUGGCACCGAUCUUAUACGGACGAUUGCUGAAGAACAUGGUUUCAACAGUGAUCGAAUAAUUGUUGUCGGUCAUUCAGCUGGAGGACAAUUAGGAGGCUAUAUUACAGGGCGCUUCAGACUAAAGUCAAAUCAACCUGGUUAUAGCACAAAUCCUGUUCGUCCUAUAGCUUUUGUUAGUCAGGCCGGUGUCAAUAAUCUUUGGGAUGGCUGUGAUCAUGCUGAAGAAACAGGUUCUGGCGCAGUGAUUUCAUUUCUCGGUGGAAAGUAUCAGAUGUAUCCAGAACGAUAUGUGUUCUCGUCUUUGGCAGCUUCAAGCAAUCUUUCAAUCAAAGUACAAUAUCCUAGCCAAUUUCUACCACUAGAAGUACCAAUGCAAGUUAUAACUGGAUCAGCAGACAUCACUGUCCCUAUUAGUCAAACAAUAACUUUAGCUGAACAAGCAAAAUUUGCUGGUGAUAACUGUACUGAAGUGAUAGUUGAAGGUGAAGAUCAUUUUGUUCAUCUAAAUAUCUCUUCGAAAUCGUGGAAUAGAACACUCACUUUCGUGUUAUCUUUCAUUCACUGA
Molecule: messenger RNA, 1473 nt
Organism: Rotaria socialis
Lineage: Eukaryota; Metazoa; Rotifera; Eurotatoria; Philodinida; Philodinidae
Source: the annotation of a GenBank genome assembly